CCAGCAGAAUGUCAUCCUGUUGCAGCCAUUGGUGAUGAAGUUUCUGUACAUUACACUGGGAAAUUAGAAAAUGGUGCUGUUUUUGAUUCCUCAGUUCUUCAACAACGAGAUCCUAUCUCUUUUACUCUAGGUGCUGGACGAGUGAUACCAGGAUGGGAGCAAGGUAUUCUGGGAAUGUGUGUCGGAGAAAAACGCCUACUGACCAUUCCACCUCAGUUAGCCUAUGGUAAAAGAGGUGUAGCUCCACAAAUACCACCUGAUGCAACAAUAAUUUUUGAAACAGAGCUAAUGUCCUUGAAGCCAAAGGGU
Lottia gigantea (owl limpet) is the source of this 309-nucleotide messenger RNA. RefSeq lists its product as hypothetical. The transcript has 5 exons. NCBI's taxonomy places the organism in Eukaryota, Metazoa, Mollusca, Gastropoda, Lottiidae. Gene Ontology annotation, biological process: protein peptidyl-prolyl isomerization. The annotation marks the transcript as partial. Gene Ontology annotation, molecular function: peptidyl-prolyl cis-trans isomerase activity. The record is from RefSeq and is a predicted model, not a curated record.